AAAAAUAACUCGAGUUUCGCCUGAUCACUGAGAGCGCUGGCCAAGUCAGGGCAGCCCCGCUGGAGGGAGAGGUUCUGCCCUCGCGGCCGAUGAGUCAGGUGCGAGGCCAGCUCGAGCAUCUGGACUAAUUUGUCCCCGGCAUCCGGCUGCCUGCCGUUUCCUCCUCUCCCACCCUUAUUUGGAGCCCUGACAGCUGAGCCGUAAACCAACUGGGCGACGGAACCGUCACCCUCCUCCGCUUCCCGGCAUGGGUCCCCGUUGCCCAGGAGAGAGAAGCCCGAGGCAUCAUCGCAGCGAGAUAACCAAGGACUCUUUUUUGCUCUCCUCACACCUUUGAAGUGGGAAGCUCUUGAGGCCAAUCAACAAGAAUGUGGCUCUUGCCGCCUAGGUUCCCGGGGCUUGCUGGGGCUGCUCAAGGCGGAGGGGCCGUGGAGGGCUCUGCUGGACUGAUAACUUUAAAAGGGCAUCUUCUGCUGGCUCCUCACUCGGCUGCUUUAUCGCUGCAAGUGACAGAAUGGGGAGGGUUCUGUCCCUCUUGCGCCCUUGGAGAGCCGGGGGGCUAUAAAAAGAGGAGGCGCAGGGCAGCUGGGAGACGGAGACAGGCGGAGACGAACCACGGUUGGUCGGCAGAGGGAAGCCGGAGAGGAGAGGAAAGGCAGCACAAGCGGCAGAGCACUCCUUGACCCGACGCCGGCAUGGGCUCCUUCUUCACCAUCACCACGAGCUUCCUCCUCUUUCUGGCGUUCCAGCUGCCAGGGCCAAGCAGAGCCAACCCCGUGUACAGCUCCGUGUCCAACGCUGACCUGAUGGAUUUCAAGAAUCUGCUGGACCAUUUGGAGGACAAGGUGCCUAUGGAAGAGGAGCUCCUGCCCCCGCAAGCACUCAGCGAGCAGAAUGAGGAAGCUGGGGCAGCUCUCAGCCCCCUCCCUGAGGUGCCUCCCUGGACCGGGGAGGUCAGCGCAGCCCAGAGAGAUGGGGGUGCCCUCGGGCGGGGCCCCUGGGACUCCUCCGAGAGGUCUGCCCUCCUGAAAAACAAGCUGAGGGCGCUGCUUGCCGCUCCCCGGAGCCUGCGGCGGUCCAGCUGCUUCGGGGGCAGGAUGGACAGGAUCGGAGCCCAGAGCGGGCUGGGCUGCAACAGCUUCCGGUACCGAAGAUAAUGGCCAGGCCUGGGCGGACUCCGAGGCCCGCGCCCCCCGGGGGCCUUUCGCUCCACCGUGUAUCACCUCAUUGCCCUCCGGCUGAGUUGUGACGAGCACCCUGUCCGAGCUGCAGGCGCCUGUCCACACUUCCCACCUUUUAUGCUAAACGUAGAUGAAGUGGUUUGACUGUGGCUUCCCCGCCUCGCCCACCCCGUGCAUUAUUAUUAACAUUGUAGGGUAAACCCUCACCUGUGAUUGAAAGAGGUUUGAAAACGAAUAAACUUCAGCACCAUGGACAGAAGCCAAAAAAAAAAAAAGCUGGGUU
This is a messenger RNA of Phyllostomus discolor (pale spear-nosed bat), 1464 nucleotides long. RefSeq names its product natriuretic peptide A (gene NPPA). The transcript has 3 exons. Gene Ontology annotation, cellular component: extracellular region; cytoplasm; nucleus. Gene Ontology annotation, biological process: receptor guanylyl cyclase signaling pathway; cGMP biosynthetic process; neuropeptide signaling pathway. Gene Ontology annotation, molecular function: hormone receptor binding; hormone activity. The record is from RefSeq and is a predicted model, not a curated record. Bases 696 to 1157 code for a protein of 153 amino acids. NCBI's taxonomy places the organism in Eukaryota, Metazoa, Chordata, Mammalia, Chiroptera, Phyllostomidae.